Drepanopeziza brunnea f. sp. 'multigermtubi' MB_m1 is the source of this 3045-nucleotide messenger RNA. Lineage: Eukaryota; Fungi; Ascomycota; Leotiomycetes; Helotiales; Drepanopezizaceae. The record is from RefSeq and is a predicted model, not a curated record.
AUGUCGUCGGGCCCUUACAAGCUUCCAUUUGCAAUCGACAAGGCCAAGGACGUCGCGAUGUCCUCGUAUUCCUCUCUGCAGUGGACACAGACACAAAACGACGACAUCUCGCUUAUCUCACAAACAUCUAUUCCGCGACCUUCGCCGCGGUCUGAUACCAGGCCAGCACCGGAUAGUGGUCUAUAUUCGAAUCCUCUCGUCCCAGGAUGGCCCACUCGUCCCCAGAGCCUGCGGAAGACGACGUCGGAAAUUUGUUUCGAGCUUGCGAUCGAGACAUUACUCAUCCUAUUCUCGUUAUCCUUACUCGCAUUAGCCAUCGCAGUCGUGUACUAUGAGGAUGAAAUAGUCGUGGAGUCGGAAUGGAGGGUCUUCAAACAGAUUAUCAACUCGGUCGGCACGGCAUUCCCGUACGUCUUUGCGCUCGUCGUGGGAAGAGCUGUGAAGCUUUUUGCGGCAUGGAGACUAGAGCAGGGGAUCAGUCUUGGUGUCCUUGAGCAGAUCAUUGGAAGUACGACAUUGGGCGGGCUGUUGACGACGCUUUCGUUGCUUCGACCCUUCAACUUGGCCAGUCUUGGCCUUUUCACGCUGUGGAUUUUCUCUCCAAUUGGAAGCAGAGUAUCCCUAGGACUGAUCGAGCCCAGAUAUCGGCCAGUGGUAUUUAACGCAGCACUGCAAUAUCUUGACACGGCGCAGCAGUCGAAAUUCUACUCUGAAGUUCCGGAAGAAAUAGUAGAAGUUAUCGCGGGCCCUAUAACUUCUGUGUAUUCGUCCAGUCUGAUGACACCAGACGCUUUCAAGAACUCCAGUAUGGAUAUAUGGGGCAACGUCAAGAUCCCAUACUACAGUCGGCUACCCGAGCCCAUCAUAGCCGAUGCCUCAGGCUGGACACAGGUUUCCGAGUCGAGAGACAUCGUGUACUCAUCCUUUAUAGGUAUUCCCAUGUCCAAGAACAAUACCCAAGGUGCGAAUACCACCUGGACUAUGACAACAACUUAUUUGGAGCUCAAUUGCUUCAACAUCACAAAGAGUCUCUACAUCCCCGCUUACAAGGAGAGUGAUGGCAUCACCUGGAGAAGGCUUGGCGAGCCAACGUCUUUUACUGUGGCUAUCAACGGUUUCAUUUCGCCAAGCAAAUCAUCCGAGUCAUCUCGUUCCGUCUCUGCUUUCAUCAACGCAACUAACAGUUCCUCGAUCCCCCACACGUUGCUCUUCCAAUCGGUUAUCUGGGGGGAGAGCUCUGGCGGUAUAACGAACUCGACCAUAAUGGCAACAUCAUACUGUGAUCUGUCGCAAACGUAUGUCGAUGUGAAGGUGCUCUGCCGGACCAUGGAUUGUCGAGUAACAGCAAUGCGUCCGAGUAAAUCGCCCCAUGCCCCAGGAAAUUUCACUGUUUUUGGCUUUGAACAUGGCUUCCGUAUGUUUUCCUGGCUUCUCCCACUCGCAACCGGCGAGAGUCUCAUGGGACAGGUGGCGCAGUCGACAGCGGCUGAGCUUUACAUAUCUGGAAUCACCUCCUCGCCAUCAUCGAAGCUAUCCAAGGUCGACCUGUCUCUUGUCUCGAAAGACGACAUGGAGCGGCGCCUGGGCCAAAUCCUGAACACUUUCUACCUUGCCACUCUGGCACCAUACGAGCUAACGGAGAAUCUGACAGAAGGGAAUGUAUCCACGAUUCAAACUUCCGCUGUGGUGACCACUUGGGUCAGCCGAUACUACGUUAACAAGAUGUGGCUCUCGCUCUACUUUAUCUCCUGCUCGAUAUUGCUAAUGGCGGUGGCUUGCGGAGUUGUGCUAAAUAGGAUGGCUGUAGCUCCGGAGAUACUGGGCUUCAUGUCAACCAUGACGAGAGACAAUCCUCAUGUGAGAAUACCGGGUGGUGGAACAGCCAUGUCCGGGAUACAGAGGAGCAGACUGCUGAAAGAUAGUUACCACAUCACAAACCCCAACGUGGGCAACAAAGACGAUACCGAGGAUUGGCGCAUUCGGGGUUACAACCCUCUGACUCCCCCCGAUCUCCUUCAACAUGAAAUCCCCCAAACGCCCAAGUCGAAAGAAACUACAGUCCAAGGCCGCAACGAGUCCGUCGCAGUAGUCACAGGCAGAGAUGCCAAUCAACGCCUCCUCGUUAUCAUCGGCCCCUGCUCGAUCCACGACCCUCCUGCCGCGCUCGAAUACUGCGACAAACUUGUAGCCCUCAAAGAGAAGUACAAAGAUGAUCUCCUGAUCGUUAUGCGAUCCUACCUCGAGAAGCCUCGUACGACCGUCGGCUGGAAAGGCCUGAUUAACGACCCUGAUAUCGACAACAGCUUCAAGAUCAACAAGGGCCUGAGAACUAGCAGACAGCUGUUUGUGGAUUUGACGGAGAAGGGGAUGCCGCUGGCGAGCGAGAUGCUGGACACGAUUUCGCCGCAGUUCUUGGCUGAUCUUCUGAGUGUUGGUGCUGUUGGUGCGAGAACUACGGAGUCACAAUUGCAUCGGGAGUUGGCGAGUGGAUUAAGUUUCCCGGUGGGCUUCAAGAACGGCACGGAUGGAACACUGAGCGUGGCUAUUGAUGCCAUCGGUGCCGUAAGACAUCCACAUCACUUCUUGUCCGUUACGAAGCCUGGCGUGGUUGCUAUCGUAGGCACUGUGGGUAACGAGGACUGUUUUGUAAUUUUGCGAGGUGGUACCAAGGGCACGAACUAUGACGCUGCAAGUAUUAAAGAGGCGAAGGCUGCUCUGCAGAAGGCUGGUGUUAGGGAGAGAUUGAUGGUGGAUUGCAGCCAUGGUAACUCGUUAAAGAACCACAAGAAUCAGCCAAAGGUUGCCGCAGUGUUGGCCGAGCAGAUUGCGAAUGGCGAGGAUGCUAUUAUGGGAGUCAUGAUUGAAAGCAACAUCAAUGAGGGCGCUCAAAAGGUUCCUGCGGAGGGAAAAUCCGGCCUCAAAUACGGAGUCAGCAUCACGGACGCCUGCAUUGGCUGGGACGACACUGAAGAUGUUCUCAAGACUCUCGCUGAAGCCGUUGCAAAGAGACGAGCUCUCUCCAAGGGUCCUAAUGGUCACGCAUAA